CUUUUUCUUCUUCCUACCUUUAGGUUAUUGAUAUAUUAGCGGUGGUUCAUUAAAAGUCGACAAGGGUAAGAGAUAGCAAACAUGGCGGAGGGCGGCAAUUUGAAGUGUAUUCCGGUGAUCGAUAUGCAGGAAAUGGAAGAUCUAGAGCAGUAUAAAAAAUUGAGAGAAGCAUCGGAAGAAUGGGGUUGUUUCAGGAUCGUCAACCACAAGAUCCCCGCAAGUCUGAUGUCAGAGAUGAAGAAAGUGGUGAAAGAACUGCUUGAUCUUCCCGUGGAAAUCAAAAAGCGCAACACCGAUGUGAUUGCUGGCAGCGGCUACGUGGCACCGAGCAAUUCCAAUCCUCUUUACGAGGCCUUGGGGCUCUAUGAUUUGGGCUCCCCUGCGGCCGUGCGAGCCUUUUGCUCUCAGUUGGAUGCCUCUCCUCAACAGAGGGAGAUAAUAGAGGCGUAUGCUGAAGCAAUACACGAGCUGGGCAUUGAUUUGGGGCGAAAGUUGGCCAAAAGCAUGGGGUUGGCGAGUCAUGAACUGUUCAAGGGAUGGGCUUGCCAGUUUAGGAUAAACAAAUACAACUUCAGCCCUGAAACUGUAGGAUCCUCUGGCGUACAAAUACACACAGAUUCAGGAUUUCUAACCAUACUUCAAGAUGAUGAAAACGUUGGUGGGCUUGAAGUGAUGAACAAGUCUGGUGCAUUUGUAGCAGUUCAUCCUUGCGCAGGCACCCUCCUUGUCAACCUUGGGGACGUUGCUAAGGCAUGGAGCAAUGGAAGGUUUUGUAACGUGAAGCAUCGAGUGCAGUGCAAGGAAGCAAGCAUCCGAGUGUCAAUUGCUUCAUUUGUGUUAGGACCCAAGGAGGCUGCAGUUGAAGCCCCACCUCAACUCGUCGACUCUCAACACCCGCGUCUCUACGCCCCUUUUACGUAUGAAGAUUAUAGAAAACUCUAUAUUUCCUCCAAAUUUAAAGCUGGUGAAGCUCUCCAACAUGUGCGCACCCAGAACUCCUGAUCAUCAACAGAGCCUACGUACCAACCUGAACUCAUAGCCGCAGGAUUUUAUUGAGGAAGAAGAAUGAGAAUUUGAAAAUAAUGCUUAUCUUGUACAUGCUCUGUUCCAAUAACAGCAGAGAAAGCAAAUCAUGUCUUCUCCGAAUCCAAAUGUACAAGAUUAUUGAUAUCUAUUUUGCACAAAUUUGUAUUUGAAACCUCUUUAUGAUGGCGGAAGCAAUUUGAAUUCUUAUUU
Corylus avellana is the source of this 1236-nucleotide messenger RNA. Its product is annotated as 2-oxoglutarate-dependent dioxygenase DAO. The record is from RefSeq and is a predicted model, not a curated record. NCBI's taxonomy places the organism in Eukaryota, Viridiplantae, Streptophyta, Magnoliopsida, Fagales, Betulaceae.